Molecule: messenger RNA, 2742 nt
Organism: Silurus meridionalis
Lineage: Eukaryota; Metazoa; Chordata; Actinopteri; Siluriformes; Siluridae
Gene: dachc
Product: dachshund c
Exons: 11
Coding region: 291-2081 (596 amino acids)
Source: RefSeq, a predicted model, not a curated record
CCUCUCCUCCUCCCGAGCGCCACAAACGGGACAGGGACGAGCGGGUUCGGGCGCGCGCUGCUGUCAGUCCUGUGCGCUGCGCUCGCGCCGUCACCGUCAUCCCCUUUUGACCGAUGCCUUGGCUUUUCACGCCGCCUCGUUUUUCACGUUUUAGACCCGAGACGGACUUUAUUUAGUGCGUUUAGAAGUUUGAUUCACUUUCCACCAUCUUUCUCUCUUUUUAAUCUUAAAAGAAAACAUUUUUUGUGACAAUUUUGCUCAUUAAAAAAAAAAGUUAGCUUUUAGAGAUCAUGGCAACGUCGGUUCCUUUGCUCCCAUCGGCGCCGCUCGCGCACCACGCGCCUCCGCCGAUUUCCAUCUCUGCCUCGGCCGGUGGUGGCUCCUCGAGCCCGGCGAGCCUGUCUCCAUCGCCGUCGUCGCUCGCUCCCUCGGCGGCGUUGAGCCUCUUCCGCUCGGACCUGCUGCCUUCCGCGAGUCCGGCUCUCCCGGUGGGCAGCGCUCCGCACAAGCCCGCGUAUGCCACGCCGUCUCCGGUGGAGAGCACGCCGCGCAACAACGAGUGUCGCCUGGUGGAGGUGCGCGGCGCGCGCCUCGCCUCGUUCACCGUCGACGGCCGAGAGCUCAUCUGCCUUCCGCAGGCGUUCGACCUCUUCCUGAAGCACCUGGUCGGCGGCUUGCACACCGUGUACACCAAGCUCAAGCGGCUGGAGAUCACGCCGGUGGUGUGCAACGUGGAGCAGGUGCGCGUGCUGCGCGGACUCGGCGCAAUCCAGCCAGGCGUGAACCGCUGCAAGCUGAUCUCGCGCAGGGACUUCGAGGUGCUCUACAACGACUGCACUAACGCCGGCUCCAGACCUGGCCGACCUCCUAAAAGGACCCAGAGUGUGACGUCCCCCGAGAGUCCACACAUCCUGCCCCACUCUGUCUCUGGACUCAUGUCCUCAGGACUCAUGUCUCACACAGGCCUGACCGCUGCUACUUUAGCCGAGGCCAUGAAGAAAAAGAUUAAACUGGAGGUUUUGAACAGCUACCAUGGCACCAACAACCAUGGCCCAGACCCUGAGAACGGAGACGUUAACACAGGCCUGGCAGGACUGGAGCUGCCGUUCAUGAUGAUGUCCCAUCCUCUGAUUCCUGUUAGCCUGCCCCCUGCCUCGGUCACCAUGGCCAUGAACCAGAUGAACCACCUGAGUACCAUCGCCAGCAUGGCCGCCACUGUUCAAGCGCAGAACGACUCAAGCCGUAUGGCCACCUCCGUCAUCAAGGAGCGAGUGCGAGACAGUCCAUCCCCGUCUCCAUCUCUGGAGGACGGCCGCAGGUCAGGGAGUCACGUAUCCUCCAGGCAGAGCAGCAGCGUGUCCAGUUCUCCUGCUCAUACCGAGAGCUCUUCUGAUCGGCCGCCUGUGCACCAGAAUGGCCUUUCCUUGGGUCAUGCUCUGCUAGGCCUGUCUCCCAAUGCACCCCCAGGACCUAAAGAGGGGGAUCUGGCAACCCAAGAUGCUGGCCAUGACUCAAGGAGGACGCAUGCAGAAAAAGAAGACAGUAUUCUGUGCACGCCCACAUCUCGCGAAACCUAUGAGAGGCUUUCUCACACUAUUCCCACGCUGCCCCCAGGCUUCCCUGCACCGUUGCUCUUUCCAGAGGGCCUGUCUUCCAUAGAAACACUCCUCACUAACAUCCAGGGUCUGCUGAAGGUGGCUAUAGACAAUGCCCGGGCGCAGGAGAAGCAGGUGCAGUUGGAGAAGACGGAGCUGAAGAUGGAGCUUUAUAGGGAGAGGGAACUGCGUGAGACGCUGGAGAGACAGCUCUGUGUGGAGCAGAAAAACCGAGCCCUGAUCCAGAAGCGACUAAAGAAAGAGAAAAAGACUAAACGGAAGCUCCAGGAAGCUCUCGAGUACGAGUCCAAGCGACGUGACCAGGUUGAGCAGACGCUGCAGCAGACGACAGCCAGCGAGCACGCUCACACUCCAAAAGAGCCACCUGCUCCGGAAAUGGAGAGCGACCUGUGCAGGGACAGAACAGAUGCAGACAGGACGAUACCAGAUGGACGGCUCUUUCUCAAGACUGCGGUGAUGUACUGAAGAAGCGAGAUAACAUGUAAAUCAGAGCGGAGACAGAAGAAGCAGAAGUGAGAAUAAUCACAAAAAUUCGAUUGUAUUGGAGGACUAGAGACAUUUCAAGGGCCCCCAAAGGGUCGGUGUCUACAAAUUACUGCGAGGAGACUGUCACACGCAUUGGAAAUCAAUGCUUUCAUUGUGGCUCUCUGUGAAGUCCACGCACCUUUUCUUAUCACGGAGGCUAAAAACACACCAUGUGGACCUUCAUGACCAUUUUUUUCUAGGAUAUUUAAACCUCUCACAACUUUACUGACCAUGACAAAAAAAAUAUUUCAGAGCUUCUCUUUUAUAGCCCUGACAUGUUUAACUAUCUAUAUAGCACUAUUUCCAUGAGGAGGGAGGGAGGGAGGGAGGGUGAGUCUGAGAAUUUGAGUUUAUUCAUUGUUUAUCGAAUAUCUACAUUUAAUGUGUUUUUUGUGUAGCUGUCUUGUUAUUCCCAGAAAAGAUUUUUUUGUUUUGUUUUUCUUUUAUCUCAUUAUUAUAUGUUUGAUGAUUAUAGCAGGUAUUCUCAAACGAAGAAAAAAAAAUCAUGAAACAUGGAACGUGUACAUAAAAGUGUAGAGAUAAUAUUGUGCAUUGUAUGUUGUAGCGCUGUUAGGAAAUCAAUACAAACCUUUUAAUGAAA